GAAUCACUGUAGCGUUUCUGAAAUUUUAUGAACUGAAAUUUCGCAUUAGAUUCUUAAGUCAUGUAUGAGUCAUACAUUUGGAAAACUGUUAUUUUCCGAAGGCAGUCAUAAGAAUAAUUUGCUAUUCAGGCACUGGUUUACAAAUACGUGCAUAUUUGUUCUGUACUUCUGUGAUUUACUGUGAGUAAUGGGAAGGCACUGGAUAGGUUUCCAGUGUCUGUUUGACAAAAAUGCUGAUCAAAUACUAGUUGAAUUGAACAAGACACUUUUAAACAAAUACUGAUUUGAUUUUACCAUCCACUCAAAAAAUAAACUGUGAGGAAAAGUUAAACUGAAAUUGAGAACUCUUUAUUCUGCCUGUAUGGCAUUAGUCAUUCCUCAUUUGUUAGCAAAUCAGCAAACAAGCUUACCGGAAAGAAAAAAAAAAGCUGAACAGAAGAACAACAGAGCUUACAUGUAUUGGGCAGACUGAAGGGUAAAAUCAGGUCUCUAACACAUUUGUUUUGUAAAUAGGUCAGCUUUAUGCAGCCGGAAUUAAAACAGAAAAUGGUACGAAAGGGAGGAGAAGACUACCCUGAUGUUUCACAUUAGAGCACGUACUGUUUUUGAUUUAAUUUUCAUUAAAUCAAGUGGGAAAAAAUCAUUUCAAAACCAUGCAAUGUGAAUUAAUGGAAGGAAAGAGAAGGGAGCAAAGAUAUGAAAGGAUUCAUUAUUCAAGGCUACAACACGACUGUGUAAUCAGUAAAACAAACAAAAACAUUGUGAGGUUUAAAUAUUUACAUCUUCUGCUAAGAAGUACAAGAAGUUACAACCAAAAAUACAACGGGACAACUCUUGUAAGUGCAGCGUAAUGAUAUUUGGUAAUCACUAAGUAAAUUGUUUAGGUUGAUUCCUUCAUGAAUGUAGAUCUCUGUGAUAAUUUUAUGUAAGGCAAAAACCACACUGAAAAUUCAUAAUGAUCCUCCUUUUUUUCGGACCCAAUUAGCCAACUAUCUACAGCAAUUAAGCUUUGUUCUUGUUAUAUAAGAUAUUGGUAACAUUACCAAAAUUAUUGUAUUAUACAUUGAAAUUAUUUCAUCGCAGCCAUUGUCACGUUUUAAUCCUAAAAUGUUAAGAACUUUUUCUCAAAAUUAACUAAUAUAGCUCUAUGUCAGACUUGACUGUUGUCAUCUCUUCUGAAUCCUGAAAUUCUUAUCCAGGGAUGCUAGACAAACUUUACCAUGUUCCAUGAUGAAGUAUUCCCUUGAGAGAGUUUCAGAUCUACAUGGACUGUUUUUAGCGACAAAGGAGAAGAGUAUGCUCUUUACUCUGUGUAGAACAGGGGAUACCUGAGUUGGAUUCUGUAGUGCACAUAUUCUGUCCCAAACACCAUGUACCUAUCUGCCCUGGAGGGGACAUCUGUGAUUUAACCUGACCCAGUUUCUGGCAGAGUACAAGCACAAACUCGGAGCCAGUCACCAUCCCUGGAGACAGCAUUUUUAUCUGCAAACGUUCUUUCCCAAUUUGUGGUGUUUGGAAAGGAAAGCUGUUUGACCCAGGGAUGGCAGGUCUACCUCCCAGCAGGGCAGCUUUGAUCCAAGUCAUUCAUACAGAUUUCCUAAAUUAGAGGGCAGAGAAGAUUCACUGCCUGUAAGGGAGACCAUGGGCGGUUUCUCCAUAUAUUCCACUGCCUGACAUGGCCUUAUAACUCUCUCUGCCUGAGUUUUGUCAUCUGCCAAAUAGGAAGAAUGAUGUCGAAUGCCUUUGAAAAGUAUGUUCUGCCUUGUGGAAGGAAGGUACUAUACAACCAUGAAAUAUUCUUAAUAUUUAACUUUAGGUUAUGGAUAUGUGUUUGCAUGUAAUUAGGUAGUUACCUCUGCUUUUCCCUAUGCAAGUUAAGUAACUACUCUGUCUGCCCCCACCCAAGAACCAUGUGUGCAUUUGCUUAUGCUUCUGUUACAGCUUCUGCACACCUUGUUUCUCCUUUCUGCCUCCUUUAAGACCCAGCUGGAACAGAGAUAAAGCAGAUAAGUGGAAAGCAAGUUCUGCAAAUGGGAGGAGUAAGAGAUGCGUGCAAAUUCUGGGAAUCCACCUCAUCCCCUACUCCACCUCUUCCCGCUACCUCACCGUGCCCGCCCCCAUCUCCAACUGCUCCCUUAAACCUCUGCUGCCCUGCUCUGGGGCCAAAUCUGGCAGCCCAUAAAGGUGCUGCCUCGGCUGCUGGGGAGAACACUUUCAGCUGCUGACAGAACAGAAGGCACCCAGUGAGAUGGGGCCGAAGCUGGGCAGAUGGGUGCCUCUGGGGCAUCUCCUCUCCCUGCUCUUCUCCACCAGCAUGGCGUACAUUGCUACCAGAGAAAACUGCUGCAUAUUAGAUGAGCGAUUUGGUAGCUACUGCCCCACAACUUGUGGCAUUGCAGAUUUCUUUAACAAAUACCGUCUCACUACGGAUGGUGAACUGCUAGAAAUUGAGACACUUCUGCAGCAAGCUGCUAACUCCACAGGCUCAAUAGAAUAUUUGAUUCAACACAUCAAAACCAUCUAUCCUUCAGAGAAGCAGACACUACCACAAUCAAUUGAGAGUUUGACUCAAAAGUCCAAGAAAAUAAUCGAAGAAAUUAUCAGAUAUGAAAACACUAUUUUGGCUCAUGAGAAUACUAUACAACAGUUGACAGAUAUGCAUAUAAUGAACAGCAACAAGAUCACACAGCUGAAACAAAAGAUUUCUCAACUCGAGUCACACUGCCAGGAACCAUGCAGAGAUACUGCUGAAAUACAGGAGACAACUGGAAGAGAUUGUCAAGAUAUUGCAAAUAAAGGUGCCAGAAAAAGUGGUCUUUACUUCAUCAAGCCUCAAAAAGCUAAGCAGUCUUUCCUAGUCUACUGUGAGAUUGACACGUAUGGCAACGGCUGGACAGUAUUACAGAGGAGAUUGGAUGGGAGUGAGGACUUCCGGAGAAAUUGGGUUCAAUACAAGGAAGGCUUUGGACAUCUGUCUCCAGAUGACACCACAGAAUUUUGGCUGGGCAACGAAAAGAUUCAUUUAAUAACUACGCAGUCCACUCUGCCAUAUGCUUUGCGAAUAGAACUGGAGGACUGGUCUGGCAAAAAAGGCACUGCUGACUAUGCGGUAUUCAAAGUGGGAACUGAAGAAGACAAGUACAGACUGACCUAUGCGUACUUUAUUGGUGGCGAGGCUGGAGAUGCCUUUGACGGCUUUAAUUUUGGAGAUGAUCCAAGUGACAAAUCCUUUACCUACCAUAAUGGCAUGCGCUUCAGCACCUACGAUAAUGACAAUGACAACUUUGAGGGCAACUGUGCUGAGCAAGAUGGAUCUGGAUGGUGGAUGAAUAGAUGCCAUGCUGGUCACCUCAAUGGACAGUAUUAUAUAGGUGGUGUGUACUCAUCUAGAGGUGGUUCAGAUUCAUAUGACAAUGGCAUUAUAUGGGCAACAUGGCGUGACCGAUGGUACUCCAUGAAGAAAACUACAAUGAAAAUCAUCCCAUUCAACAGACUCUCAAUAGAUGGACAGCAGUACUCAGGCGGCACCAAGCAGGUUGGAGACUCAUAAAGGGACAAUUUAAUAAAGACUGACCUGAAUGGAGAAAAUAAAUCUUUUAUUUGUGCGACACUGUACUUAUCUCACCUUCCACAGUUUGGACAUCAGCGUUGUGAAAUGCCACUGCCUAUAAAAUGCGCAAUGGUUUUCUUUGAGCACUGCUUACCUCCUUACAUGGUUAUUUUUUCUGUACACAUUCCCAAUAAAUUUUUGAUUAUUACAAAAAAGCUGAGCUUGCUAUUUGUGUUCUACUAUUGGCCAAACACAACGCAGUAAGCACU
Messenger RNA from Phasianus colchicus (ring-necked pheasant), 3819 nucleotides. It is a transcript of the gene FGG, whose product is annotated as fibrinogen gamma chain. NCBI's taxonomy places the organism in Eukaryota, Metazoa, Chordata, Aves, Galliformes, Phasianidae. Gene Ontology annotation, biological process: platelet activation; platelet aggregation; protein polymerization. The record is from RefSeq and is a predicted model, not a curated record. Gene Ontology annotation, molecular function: signaling receptor binding; extracellular matrix structural constituent; protein-macromolecule adaptor activity. Gene Ontology annotation, cellular component: fibrinogen complex.